GGACAACAGUAGAAAUACCCAGAGCGCUAAACCCCGGCUUAAGUCCGGCGGUGACACGAUCGGCUUUUCAAUUUCACCUGUCACUCUCCUGACGCCAACAACAACAUCAUCGACAACGACCACAUUUCCUCCAUCCUCCCAUCUCCGUCCAUCUACACGACCCUCAAAAUGACCGGUCCCAGAAAUCGCAAAGAACGACGAGCCGCCGCGGCGUCUUCCGCGGAUGACACCUUCGACCCGGCCUCGAUCCCCAUGGCCCAUCCUCCACGAGAAUCUAAGAAGAAACAGAAGAGCAAGACCCUGGUGGAUUUGAUUGCCGAGCGACAAAAAGAUCUCCUCGCCCAGGGGAUGAUGAUGCCCGAUGGGACAGGCGAGCAGGGCGCGCAACCUGGCACACGAUUUGUGACGAUCGAUCCGAGGUCAGGCAAGAUUGCGAAUUUCGAUGGGCCCACUGCCAACAUUCCCAACCCGGGCUUGGACUCAACACCGCGUGUACAGGAGAUUGAAUCCGAUGAGGAGGUGGAAGAUAAUGAAGACAAGGAGGAGGAGGAGGAGGAAGAUGAAGAAGACACCGACGACGCACCGCCCAUCCCACCGUUCAUCGAUACGCUCCUUCUCGCGAUCCCCCUGACUACGCUACACCUGACGUUGGCGUACCUCGCCGCCCAUCAGUACGCUGAGAGUAUCAACAUGGAGCAUCUUCUUAAAGAUUCCGGCUACGUGGCGUUCCCGAUCCUGACGUUCCUGAUCCAUUUGGCCCAUGGACAUAUCGUGUCGUUCGCUGUUCGCGCGGACCCCCGGGCCAGUCAGCCAGUAUCGCUUCUCCCUUUCACUCCGGACAAACGGUCCUUCUCGUUUCUGUGGCGUCUGGUCUUCCCGCCGUCAUUGCGCACGUUGAUUUUCCUACCGAUCGCCGUGGCCCUAGGGGUCAAGCUGGUGACCAUCACGAACGAGGAGGCCUACUAUGCCGUGAUGAAACGGGCGCCGGCUAUCGGGACAAUCUGGGUCUGGAGUAUUCUGGAGAUUCCGCUGGGGGCAGCACUCUUGGGUGCGCUGGGUCCGAUCGCCUGGGCCAUUUGGUGGAAGGGCUACGGCAUAAUUUGAGUCGAGACUGGAUGGAAUGCAAGCAGGUCGAGCGGCUUUCUGCGAACGCGGACCUGGGCCCAGGACGGCAUCAUGAAAGACCCUUGAGCAAAGGGACCUGGCUGGGAAGGAAAUCCGCUGGAGCU
Molecule: messenger RNA, 1229 nt
Organism: Aspergillus steynii IBT 23096
Lineage: Eukaryota; Fungi; Ascomycota; Eurotiomycetes; Eurotiales; Aspergillaceae
Exons: 1
Coding region: 169-1104 (311 amino acids)
Source: RefSeq, a predicted model, not a curated record